This is a messenger RNA of Oppia nitens, 1239 nucleotides long. RefSeq lists its product as uncharacterized. The transcript has 3 exons. Lineage: Eukaryota; Metazoa; Arthropoda; Arachnida; Sarcoptiformes; Oppiidae. The record is from RefSeq and is a predicted model, not a curated record. Bases 1 to 711 code for a protein of 236 amino acids.
AUGUCAUCGGUGUCCACAACAACAACACCAACCGCUUGUGUUUGCGGAUCCGUUGAUCACCGAUCAGUUUACUGUCAGAUAUCGCGCAAAGCACUAGACGAAGAUCUGGAUGACUACCAGUACGGCUAUUGUCCGCAUAAGGUUACUGAGGUUAAUGUGGCCGAUCUGAUCAAACAGGCGGUAGCCGACAGCUGUAAUAGUAUCUGGUUAGGCAUGCAUAAAGUUUUGUCCGACUUCGGCUGCAGCGGCGGAAUCACUACCACUACUACACAGUUGUCACCGACAAGUGUCAUCAGUUUCGGCGACGGUAUCAAUAUUGAUGGUCAACAACAACAACCGAUAGUUGGUUUCGAUAUUAAACCCUUUGCGAUAUAUCUAUGGAUAAAGUUGGUCGGCGUUCAAGAAAUUCAAUUGAAACCAUUGUUUAAGACUUACUAUAAUAAUGCGGAACCGUUUAGAACUCAUAUUCAACCGUUAGAGAUGCCAACAAUUGGCCAAUUGAUGGAUUAUAUAACAAUUACUUCUAGAUAUAAGUUUCGGGUCUAUUUGACCGAAAAAGUUAAUCCACUGAUUGAAGGUUUCGAUAGACGAGAGCUUAAGUAUGAUAUGCCUAUAAGCAUGGCCUGGCUUUACGGCCAGUUUGCCGAUAGUUUGAUUGUGAUUAACGGAUGUCCUAAUAAUAAUAUUAAUCAACUUAUUGUUGAUAAUUAACGGAUAAUUAAUUAAUUUUUUGUGUAUAUCCAUAAUCUAAGCGAUCAAACCAAAGCCCUAAAGAAUGCCAUCAUCACUGCCAACAACAAUAAUAUGAAUCAAAUCAAUACUAAUAUAGAAAAGUUGUCGGAAACAAUCAAAAAGUGUUUGACUGACCAGACAAAAGUCAUUACCGAUACACUGGUGGCCACUGUCGGCAGCGGCGAUUGCAUUAUUAAAUAUAUGACUGACUUGUAUGUCGACGACGACUCGGAAACCGAUACCCAAUGUUGCGAUCAAUCAUCAGUUAAUACACAAUUGAAUGAUAAUAUCAGCGACAAUAACAGCAUUAGUGGCGACAAAACUACUGUCACUGAAUUGAUCCCAUUGUCAGCACAAGUCAUGAAUAUAAAUGACGUGAAUGAUAUCGACGACAACUACUGUUAUCUGAAUAAACUUCAAUCAGUAUUGAAUCGUAAGGACAGAAAGAUUAAUGAAUUGAUGAAAAUGAAGGCAAAGAUUCAGCAAAAAGACGACAUAAUAAAGAAG